AUGCCGUCAGAGAGUCAGGCCAGAGACAUACCCGAAGGAUAUUUUCAAGAUGGCGAGGCGGUAGUCUACCACAGUCGCACGCACUCCGGGUUUUUGAGGACCCGGAUCGCCAAAGUCCACGUGGUGGGUGGUGUGGUCCAAGCAAUCGAUCUUGCCUGUAAGAAGAGUGCCGACUUGACCAAGAUCGCCAAGAUCCAAUCCGGUGAAGUCGUUGACAGCGCUGGAGCAGACAAUGAUUCGCGCAAGCACAGAGGAAACGUUCUGACCGAGCUUCCUUCACCCUUGCACGUGGAGAAUGCAGAGAGGUGGCCCACCGAAACCCGUGGCGGUGAUGGAAUCCUCUGUUACGACUCUCAGGCAGGCAAGCAGCAGAAGCUGCCCACCUCCACAGAGAUCAGAAGAGAAAACAACGAGGUUGCCCUCCCAGGUUCUGAGAGAUUCAACAUAGGCGACAAAGUGUUCUACUACAGCAAGACGCACUCACAGACGGUCGUUGCCGAAGUGAAGGGAAUCACUGCCGAUGGUCUGUACGACCUGGACGUCAAGAAGAGGGCGCUUCCGGAAAAUGUCUCGCGUUACGUAGAGGAAGCGAUCCCGGCUCCACCGGCUCCGCCACCUCCUCCGACUCCUGCGACGUACCUGCCACUGCGACCAACUAUCCCUGGUGACCAAGCGCCAUAUUUUGAGCCACCCAUGGGUGAUCGAGAGGCGUACUUGCCACUUCCACCAACUAUCCCUGGUGACCAAGCGCCAUACCCUCUGCCACCCAUGGGUGAUCGAGAUGUGCCUCGUCAAGCCACCCGUGUGGUGCUGCCUCUUCAGAAAGUUUACAUGGCCAACGAUGGCUUUGCUGCCACGGACUGCAGCGGGGCCACGCCAUUGGGCUUCCACAUGCCCCCGACGGCAUUUUCCAUCCCAUCGGGAAGGUAUGGCGAGGGCCAGGUCGUCAGUUGCAAAGUCUCGGCCGCGGUGCCGAUGGGGCCGCGGCCUCCAACUCCUGACAGCAACAGGACACCAGCACCCGCGGCGUCUACGGCCAGCUUUUUCCCCUCGGGGGGUAUGACGCCGAAGGCUACGACUUCGCAGACCCCGGCGCAAGCAGCCGCAGCGGCGGAGCUCGUGGCUUCGCUUCGAGGGGAGAUCCGGGUGAACGGGAGCUUCGAACCACGGCAGCCCGAGAUCCGGGCCCAGCUUGCCCAGCAGCUGAGCCUCGGUGGGCGGGCACAAAUCCAGGAGAUGUCUGGCUUCAAGGGCGGCCUGAACCUGGGCAUCUGGCUCGUAAGUGGAGGGGCUGAGCUGGUCCUGAAGCAAGUGAGGUGCGCGCGUGUUGCAAGCAAUGUCCUCACCGAAGCUGAGAACUUCAUCAGGGUGGUGAAAGAGCACCCAGAGAUCGCACAGGAUCCCGCGGUCGCCUUCCCGGUGAAGAUCUUCAGCUGCGUAGGUGCAGACCGCCGCCCGGUGAGUGACCUCAUCGUGAUGAAAAAGAGCCGCGGCGAGAGGCUGUGCGAGUACGUUGCAACGAAGUUCUACGCGAACCAGGUGCCACAGCUUUGCGCAGCAAUGGAGAACGUUGGCCGGGCGCUGCGCCGCUUCCACGAGCGCUAUGGCAACCAGCAGCACGGUGACUUCCAGCCCUCCAACAUCUACUACGACGAGAGCACGGCCUCGGUGUCUUUCAUCGACGUUGGAGGAAUGGGGGUACCAACCACUGGCAACGAUCUGGAGCACUUCCACCAGUGUAUGCGGUCAAUGACCACUGGCUACGAGCCACACCUUCAUGUGGAUCUGCUCAAUUCCUUCGACAAGGGCUAUCAGUCCUCGCCUUCGCAUCAGGGCUUCGAAGUCGUGACGUGA
Molecule: messenger RNA, 1854 nt
Organism: Symbiodinium sp. CCMP2592
Lineage: Eukaryota; Dinophyceae; Suessiales; Symbiodiniaceae
Source: the annotation of a GenBank genome assembly